GACAGCGGCGACGAUAGUGGUGGUGCUGUCCGGUAGUGACGACGGCGACGACAGCAGUGGUGGUGGUAGUGGUAGUGGUGACGGUAGUGGCGGCGGUGACAGUGAUAACGACAGUGGUUAAAAACACGAAAAGCUAAGAAACAAUAUAAAAGAAAAAUUUUAUUUAGGAAAGAAUAAAGAGAAAUUAUUAAAAAGGAAAAUACGUAAGAAGUAAGUAACAAGGAUGGCAGAUAUAAGUCAACAGCAACCGCUAUCCGAACCUCAUACGAACGGAUUAAUGGACGGUUUAACAGAAGAAGAGAAGAGUAAGAUGCGGCCUGCCGAUAUCGAUGCAGAUAUGAGGGAAAUGGAAAGGAGGAAGAGAGUUGAAAUGAUGAUGAAUUCGCGACUUUUUCGAGAAGAAUUAGAACGCAUAAUUGAGACACAGAUGAAAGACGGUGCUGGACCAUCAGGUCUGCUACAGCAAAUCUCUGACAUGAUGGGUGCACAAGGUGCUCGGUUUAAUGGAAAUGUGUUUAAAAAUUCAAAUUGUGUAUUACCCAUUAAUGAUAUACGUGGUGUAGAGAGCAUGGGUUAUGCAAAGGGAGAGAAACUGUUGCGCUGCAAAUUGGCAGCAGUAUUUAGAUUGCUUGAUCUCUAUGGUUGGACCCAAGGUGUCGGUGGACAAAUUACAGCUCGUUUAAAUCAAGACCAAGAGCACUUCUUAGUUAAUCCAUAUGGUUUGUUGUAUCACGAAGUUACAGCUUCGAGUUUGAUUAAAAUUGAUAUGCAAGGAACGAUUGUGGAACAAGGAACAACCAAUUUUGGGGUUCAUGUGGCAGGAUUUCAAUUGCAUUCAACGAUCCACGCUGCAAGACCAGAUAUUAAGUGUAUUGUUCACAUUACCACUCCGUCCGUUACUGCUAUCUCGUCACUAAAGUGCGGAUUGCUGCCAACCGGACAAGAGAGCAUAGUAAUAGGAGAAGUAAGUACACAUCAAUAUAUUGGUGGAUUUUUUGAACCUGAGGAAAAAGAGAAGAUAGCAAGAAAUCUUGGUCCAAUGAAUAAAGUUAUGCUGUUAACAAAUCGCGGUGCUCUCUGUUGCGGAGAAACUGUCGAAGAAGCUUUCUAUAACGUUUACAAUAUGGUCCUAGCUUGCGAAACUCAGUUGAAACUAAUGCCCGCUGGUUUGGAUAAUUUAAAUCUUAUUUCUGAAGAAUGUAAGAAAGCUAUAUUCGAAGCAUCGAGAAAACCACCAACACCGCAACAAACGGUUCCGAUGUCUGAAACCACGGUUCUUGCUGAAAAACUUGAAAAGCGUUGGCGUAUCGGUGGAACUGAAUUUGAAGCGCUUAUGCGGAUGCUUGAUAAUGCAGGGUUCCGAACUGGUUAUAUAUACAGAAAUCCAUUAGUGAAAGGGGAACCUCCGCGACCUCGAAAUGAUGUUGAGGUGCCACCAGCGGUCUCGUCUUUGGGGUAUUUACUCGAAGAGGAAGAACUUUAUAAACAAGGAUUCUGGAAAGGUGGUCGUAAAGGCACAGAUAGGUCACGUUGGCUAAAUUCACCCAAUGUAUAUCAAAAGGUUGAAAUACUAGAAACGGGAACUCCAGAUCCGAAGAAAAUUACAAAGUGGGUGUCAGACGGAUCACCGACCCACAGCAGUACACCGGUGAAGAUCGACAGUGCCCUUCAAUUUGUACCGAAAAAUACCAAUCCAAAGGAAUUUAAACAAAUACAACAACAGAUAAAAGAUUACCGUAGAGCAGACAAAAUAUCAGCUGGACCACAGUCCCAUAUACUAGAAGGAGUUACGUGGGAAGAAGCCAAAAAGAUGCAGGACGCCACUAUUAGCGGGACGGGAGAGCAAGUAGUGUUAGUAGGGGCAGCCAGCAAAGGUAUCAUUCAAAGAGGAUUUCAGCACAAUGCAAUGGUCUAUAAGACGCCAUAUGCGAAGAAUCCUUUCGAUGCUGUUACCGACCAAGAACUUGAUCAGUACAAGAGAGAAGUAGAACGUAAACAAAAAGGAGAUCUCUAUGAUGAAUCGCAAUCAGAAUCAGAAGCAUUGUCAUCGUUUAACAUUAGUCGCGCAACACACGAAUCGAGCACUGCCAAAAGUCCCAUUCAGUCACCGGUAUCAGUAACUUCGGAAACAGAGGAAGAAAGCAGAGAUGAACCUCGAGUGCUGCGGAUAGAAACAAAACAAGUGCCUGCACCAAGUCAACCUGAAGUUGUAUUGAGCGAUGGAGAAAAUACCGUAAAUGGCGAUCACUCCGAUGCGCAUCACAGUACAUUUUCUCAAAGUAGUAAAGAGGGUUCCGUGUCGCAGGAUGUGAGCGUUAGCGAGGAGUCACCGAAAAAGGAAAAGAAGAAGAAGAAAGGCCUUAGGACACCCUCCUUCCUAAAAAAGAAGAAAGAAAAGAAGAAGCCAGUCGAGGCGUAGGUAGUUCUAACUUCGACACUGCCACGAGCAAAAGCUUAUCGCAAAUAAAAGAACAAUUACCGAAUGAAGAUUAAACCGCAAAACAGAAGAGUCAACAUCGCUAGGCGAGUCAACAGUGCAUACACCGGAAACGAAUGAAUAUAGAAAAUAGGAAAUAGAAUAUAGAAAAUCGAAAAUUGAAAUAACCGUGCAAAAAUCACAGCAUCUUUCCAGGACUCAAGACUGCCAUCGCAUUACGUCUACGAUAAGAAACUAUAUUGUACUGUUAAUGUUUUUACGUUUUUAAUUUGUUAAAGCGUCGCGCUGAACUAUUUAAUCCGCUAUUUAAUUUUGCCUCCCCAGCCCCGUUUGUGUAAUGCAAUAAAACGAAACAGAACAAAA
Messenger RNA from Eufriesea mexicana, 2800 nucleotides. RefSeq names its product adducin 1-like protein hts (gene hts). The record is from RefSeq and is a predicted model, not a curated record. Lineage: Eukaryota; Metazoa; Arthropoda; Insecta; Hymenoptera; Apidae. Gene Ontology annotation, molecular function: actin filament binding. The coding region runs from base 224 to 2419 and encodes 731 amino acids. Gene Ontology annotation, cellular component: postsynaptic density; cytoskeleton; plasma membrane. The transcript is spliced from 14 exons.